AUGUCAGAAAAAAAAAAAGUGAGCAAACAGCCUGUAAAGAAGAGAUACUCAUCUGAGGACUUAAAUGCACCAAUUACCAUCAUACGAGAGAAAAAAAUGAGUGCGAAUAAGGCUAGUCAACGUUUCAAUAUUCCAAAAGGAACGUUAAUACAUAAACUUCACGAUAAUGUUCCUUCUGAUUGUAAAAUGGGCCCUUCUACUGUACUUUCACCACAAGAAGAACUAUGUAUCAAAAACUGGAUCAUCGAUAAAGCAAAAUUAGGUUUUCCAAUGCAUCCUGAAGAUGUGAAAGACGCAGUGCAAAAAAUUUUAACUGACGUUAAACGUCCUAAUCCUUUUUUAAACAACAGGCCGGGAAGGAAAUGGUUUUCUUUAUUCUUGCAAAGACAUCCAGACGUUGUUUUAAAAAAUACAGAAACUCUUUCUAAGGCUCGAGCUUCUGUCACAGAAGAAAACAUUUUAGAUUGGUUUAAUGGACUACAAAACUAUGCAGCCGAAGAAGGGGUUGAAGAUAUAUUUAAAGAUCCCAAACGUAUAAUCAACCUUGAUGAAUUGGGAAUGUCAACAUGUCCUAAAACUGGGAAGCUUCUUGGCCCCAAAGGGGAAAAAAAUUUUUAUCAGGUUGCAACGGGCCCAGAAAAACAGUCAAUAAGUGUUCUGUGUACUUUUUCUGCGGAUGAGUUGAUUGAAAAUAACAUCCCACUUGAGUUGAUAAAUUCUUUUAAGGAAGCAGUAAAUUUAAACCAAGAUCCAUCAGACGAAAAAUUAUUGUUUACAAUUUGGAGAAAAUUGAUCACUUCAUUAGAAUUAAAUGACAAUACCCGUAUAAAUCCUGUGCUUGAGCACGAAUUAGAGAAUGAUCCAAACUCAUUACUUUUAUCAACAUCUUUUUCUCAAGAAAUUUUGAAUCAAUUGUCACCAGAACUAACAGAAAAUUCUGAGCUAACCGUGAAAUCAGAUAGUUUAAAUUUAACCACGGCCUUAGAUGAUACUGUACCACUGGACUCAUCAUUCAGCUGUUUUGAUAUAGUGAAUUUGGAAAAUACUGUGAUUAUACCAGAAAGCAGACUGAGUGAUAGCAGAGUACCGGAAACAUCCAGCUUUAAAUCUCCAUCAGGCAAUUUAGCUACGACUGUGAUAUUAGAGUCUAAUAAUAACGAUACUAAUUGUAAGUCGAGGGAAGAGUUGAACAAAGCUGACCAUAAUGAAGUAUGGAAAAAACAUCUGCAUUUCCCCCAGAUAAAUAAAACCGACAAAAAAAAACACAAACAAAAGAGAAGAUUUUUGCAAUUACUUCUCAAAGAUAUAACGAGCUAA
Cotesia congregata is the source of this 1317-nucleotide messenger RNA. The record is from the annotation of a GenBank genome assembly. NCBI's taxonomy places the organism in Eukaryota, Metazoa, Arthropoda, Insecta, Hymenoptera, Braconidae.